GACGUGGCAGAUGCGGCGCAUUCCGCGCCUAUUGAAACCGGCCUCUCCUGCAUCUCCUCCAAGGUUCCAAGAGUUCAUCAGCGGAAGCCAAAGGCUCCACCCACCUUCCCUGCAGACCUGACUGAGUGAGCUUCGAUCGCCGGGGAGAUACUAGCGAUGGACGGCGGCGACAGCAGCCCGGUGAUGACGGACAGCGAGCGGCGGGCGUACCGAUACGGGCACCGGGCGGCGCCCAGGCCGCGGGGCAUGCGCCAGUCCUGGUCCAACGACUCGCUCGCCGGCUACGGCGGCAGGGCCUCCUGCGUGUGCGCGCCCACCACGCACCCGGGCUCCUUCCGCUGCAAGCACCACCGCCACCACGCCUCCAACCUCGGCGCCGCCGCCGCGUCCCCCGCUGCUCCCGACGCCGACGCGAAGCACGACGAGGCCCAGGGAACGGCGCCCGACGCCGAUCAGCAGGCGGACAAGUCGUCGUGAGGCUCUCCUGUGCCGCCGCCGCCGCCGCCGCUUUGCUUUUGUACGUCGUCGUGCGCUCACACGGCGCACCCUGGCGCGCCGACGUCUUCCUUCUGUGUCAUUUUCGAGACUUUGGUGUGGAGGUUUUUCUGUUUUAUUAUCUUUUUUUUCUUUUUAUGCUUGGCAAGAUCUAGAAUAAUGAAGUGCUGCGCUGCCGGCUCAGCAUGACAACAUGACGUGUAAAUAAAAUUUUUCCUUAGUCUUUUUGAAAAGAGACGUGUACAAUAAUUAAAGAGUGUCCAUUUCUCGCAUA
This is a messenger RNA of Panicum virgatum (switchgrass), 769 nucleotides long. RefSeq lists its product as uncharacterized. The transcript has 2 exons. The record is from RefSeq and is a predicted model, not a curated record. NCBI's taxonomy places the organism in Eukaryota, Viridiplantae, Streptophyta, Magnoliopsida, Poales, Poaceae. Bases 157 to 477 code for a protein of 106 amino acids.